This is a messenger RNA of Tupaia belangeri chinensis (Chinese tree shrew), 2393 nucleotides long. RefSeq names its product receptor-type tyrosine-protein phosphatase O-like. Gene Ontology annotation, biological process: peptidyl-tyrosine dephosphorylation involved in inactivation of protein kinase activity; axon guidance; negative regulation of canonical Wnt signaling pathway. The record is from RefSeq and is a predicted model, not a curated record. Lineage: Eukaryota; Metazoa; Chordata; Mammalia; Scandentia; Tupaiidae. Gene Ontology annotation, molecular function: cadherin binding; Wnt-protein binding; protein tyrosine phosphatase activity. Gene Ontology annotation, cellular component: glutamatergic synapse; plasma membrane; GABA-ergic synapse. Bases 4 to 390 code for a protein of 128 amino acids. The transcript is spliced from 4 exons.
GAGAUGCAGGAUGUGAUGCAUUUUAACUACACUGCAUGGCCCGAUCACGGUGUGCCCACGGCAAACGCGGCGGAAAGUAUCCUGCAGUUCGUGCACAUGGUCCGGCAGCAAGCUACAAGGAGCAAAGGCCCCAUGAUCAUUCACUGCAGUGCUGGAGUGGGACGGACAGGCACGUUCAUCGCCCUCGACAGACUCCUGCAGCACAUUCGAGAUCACGAGUUCGUUGACAUCUUAGGGCUGGUGUCGGACAUGAGGUCGUACCGGAUGUCUAUGGUCCAGACAGAGGAGCAGUACAUCUUCAUCCACCAGUGUGUGCAGCUGAUGUGGCUGAAGAAGAAGCAGCAGUUCUGCAUCAGCGACGUCAUUUACGAGAAUGUGAGCAAGUCCUAGUUCCGAAUCCGGAGCAGAGAGGACCUGACGUGCACCCACCCUCCCUUGCUUCCAGAGUUUUGGGGGAAGGGGGCCCGACUAGUCACUUGCUAAAAAGAGCCCCUAUUUCGUAGUAUGUGGCCAAGGAGAUGAAUUCUCAUAGAAGCACUGGGAAGACUUAGCCUUAAAGAGCCUACAGUGUCUUUUGGACUCUCACUUCUGGACAUUCACUUCCGGACUACUUUCCACAGAUCUCCAUAAAGGUCAAGACGCCCUACACAGGGCAGGAAGUCCAGAACUUCCGAAGACUUCAGUUGGGCCCUUGGCUGGUUGGGCUGAGUGUUUUGUUAAGUGCAAUAAUUUUUGUCUGUGUGUGAUUUCAUCAGAAAGUUGAAUUGUUUUCUGCCCACACCAAGGAUCAGCCCCAUAGCCCAGGCAGAAAUAGGCAUUGUUAGCAUCAAAUUGUACCUCAUUACUGAAAAGAGGCAUGGCCAGGAAUGAAGAAAUGGCCAUAGUACUGGAAGGGAAUUGAAGCAGCGAUACCUGUACUACAAUAUGAAAUGACCGGAUCAGGAGUGGGGAGGGUGGGUGCAGAAGAGAGGGGUUCUACCUGCAGCCCGACCACAUAGCUUUUCCUAUUCCAAAUACGAAACACUGUCAUUCGACUUCAAAGUAGAGUAGAGAAAACAAUCCGUCUUAAUUGUUCUAGUUCUCGAUGCUUUUCUUCCUUAUUAACAGUUGGGUGUUUCUUCCUUGGCCCUUUCAAGCUAAUGUCCCUGUCCAGGUUCUUCUUCAAGAAACCAGAUCUGGUUCGGAAGCGUUUCAGAUCUGACUCUAAAUCUGUGGUUGUCUGAGCGAUCUUGGUGCCUAGACUUUGCAUUCCUUUUUUUGUUGUUGUUGACAUGCAUACACGUGAGAGCUGUUUCUUUGAGAAUUUUUAGGCUGUGCAAAUGCACUUUCUCUCCCCUCAAGAGCUGGGAAUUGAUGAGAUGAUGGCGAUGAACUAUAGCAUGUGAGGACAAUUACUUGGCUACAGUUUUUUGUAAUAUUGUCAAGCGUCUCUAAGGAUUCCAACAGAGAUUUUUCUUUCUGUUUUCUUUUCUUUUGGGGUUGUCAGUUUCCUUCUAACCAGUGUAACUAGUAACAUUUUAUCCUUUGGAUUUCAUAUAAUUACAGUACAUGGGUGUGUAUUGUGACAUGAAUGCCAUCGUCAAAUGGACGUUGAUGGCAUCGUGAAGCCUGUUACUUUGUGUCACUUCCUGAGAAAUAAGAGGUGAUGGUAUGGAUAGCCAGUGGAAAAGAUUUUGAGUUGCAAGUAAACACAAGCUGGCAGCUGCACUGUGGUGAUGUGGCUCUCUGUGGCUCUCGCGAGCCUUCCCGUGGGUGCUUCCAGGAAGGCCGGCCUCUCUCUGUGUAAUUGAUCAUUGCCUCUCGGUUCCUGAUUGCCUUCCUGAAGCCAUGUAUACUGGAUCAGUUUAAUAAUUUAUCACGACCUUACUGAUAGUGAAGGAUGCCAGAUGAACAGCUCCGCACCCCACCGGCUCUUGUCACUGAGAAGGCCUGGUCACAGCAGACCUUGGCAAAGUUCCUUGCAAGAUGUGGCCAGCGAGUCUCAGUUCCACCUUGCAGGGUGAAUGGCAGAGGAUGUCAACACCCCACAGGUGAACAGCUUGGGCUCCACAGGGGUUGUCAGUUUAUACUCACCUCCCUCCUCCCAUUUCUUGCCUUCCUGUUGCCACCUCCUCCUCUUCUCACUCCUCUCCUUUCCUUCCCUCCUUGGACAUUUAAUAAUGUCACACCACUCUCAGGAACAAACAUGAUUUUUAAAAGGUGGCAAAUAUGUGAGCCAUCCUUGGAGUUUUCACACGUGGGCAGGUCAGGAGUGAAGUGUGCAGUCUUGGAAGAGCCGAUACAAGGUAUAGAUAAGUGGAAGUACAUUUUCUUUUCUUUUUUCUUUUUUUAAGAGAGAUUUUUGCUAUAGGGUGCGUCCACUUGCCAGAGAGACAGAAAGCAAGAAAUCACCU